Molecule: messenger RNA, 846 nt
Organism: Ilyonectria robusta
Lineage: Eukaryota; Fungi; Ascomycota; Sordariomycetes; Hypocreales; Nectriaceae
Exons: 1
Coding region: 71-607 (178 amino acids)
Source: RefSeq, a predicted model, not a curated record
GUGUUCUUCGGGGUUUCUCUAGUCGCCUCAUCCACUCCACCAGCAGGUUACUACUACGUAGGUGCCGUACAUGCUCCGUAGCCGCAGCCCGUGGCACCUGUUUCCAGCGACUUUAUUACUUUCCCACUUGGCCCAUCUCGUCCUUGUCGUUUGCCAGCCCGUCCAGAGUCUCUCGCCCCUUGACUCCUUAUCUAACUGGAUCUCGCGCGUUUCCCCCCACGGCAUUUCCCCUCUCCGCCUUGCCCUCGUCUCACUCUCGCUCUCGCUCACAUCGCCCUAUUCUCUUGGCCCUAUUCUCUUGGCCCUGUCUCUUGGCCCUGCCUUCAAGGCCUUGGCUGCUUGGUCUCGCUCUUGGCACUCGCUCUGUCGCCCAUUUUUUUUUUCUUGGACCAGCGCCUUGACCCAUUUACCGCCGCUGCCACUGUCCCUGGCACUGUGCGCCCGCCGCCGAACCCGCGUAUCGCCGUACCGUGCUGCCCGUACCGUGCUCGCCGGCACACUGUCCUACGCCCCCGAAGGACGCCAGCGAACGCCAGCGCCAAAACGCCGCCCCGAGCCUGACAGCGCUCUCCACUCGCUGCGCUGCACUCUGCACAGCGCUGACUGACCAGACGGCCCACCGAUUCCCUCAUACCUCGCGCGUUCCGCUCUGUUCUGGGCUCUCUCGCUCGCUGUCGCCCUCCCGCCCCGGUCGCGAAAUCCGCUUGAGGUUCCCUCGCCAUCCCGCUCCUCAGGCUCCUCAGUCAUCUACAACCUCUCCCUCACCACCAACACCACAACCUCGCCGCCAUCCCGCCCUAUCGUUCGUCUCUGCGGGAGCUGCGUUGACGUCCCGCCCGCUGAUGG